AAGUGACAUUUGGGUAUUUUAUUUUCGUAGAGUGUGUUUGUCAAAACGGCAAACAGACCAAAUUUUCCGAACGAAAGUUAUUAAAAUAAGUGAUAUUAGUGCAAGAAAACAAAUACACAAAAUGGCCCUAUCUUUACUUCUCCGUAACACUAUGAAGCUCAAUGGUGUUGGUCUUUUAAAGUCUGCUCGCAUUGUUCCACUGAAAUCGUUUGCAACUCUUGUUGCCAAACCAAAACCAGUAGUCAGUCUUGUAAAAAAUGUUAUGCCGGUGGCACGUACAUUUACACUAACCGCUCCUAAAAUGGUUGGUUUCAGCAACCACACUAUGUUGUGGAAAGCAGAGCGCAUUGUGUCCGCUGCUCUUUUGGGUAUAAUGCCAAUCGCUAUAAUGUUUCCAUCACAAACUCUUGAUGCACUUAUGGCUAUUUCUAUUAUUAUUCAUACCCAUUGGGGUGUUGAAGCCAUAAUCACAGAUUAUAUGCGUCCAAACGUGGUUGGCCCUAUGGUACCGAAAGUUUCUCACAUGGCAUUAAUUCUGGUUUCAAUUGCAUCAUUGGGUGGUUUAUUUUACUUAAUAUUCAAUGACAUUGGUAUCUCAAAGACAAUAAGGCAAUUCUGGGAAAUCAGUGGCUACGAUGGUGAAGUAGAUUAAACAAGAGAUAUUUAUUUUUUUUUUCGAAAUGACAAAUGUAUAACUAAAUUAUUUUAUUUUUUGUUAAAUAAUUGAAACUUU
Molecule: messenger RNA, 733 nt
Organism: Teleopsis dalmanni
Lineage: Eukaryota; Metazoa; Arthropoda; Insecta; Diptera; Diopsidae
Gene: SdhD
Product: succinate dehydrogenase [ubiquinone] cytochrome b small subunit, mitochondrial
Exons: 4
Coding region: 122-652 (176 amino acids)
Biological process (GO): mitochondrial electron transport, succinate to ubiquinone; tricarboxylic acid cycle
Cellular component (GO): membrane; mitochondrial envelope
Molecular function (GO): ubiquinone binding; heme binding
Source: RefSeq, a predicted model, not a curated record